This is a messenger RNA of Protomyces lactucae-debilis, 1128 nucleotides long. Its product is annotated as major facilitator superfamily domain-containing protein. Lineage: Eukaryota; Fungi; Ascomycota; Taphrinomycetes; Taphrinales; Protomycetaceae. Gene Ontology annotation, biological process: transmembrane transport. Gene Ontology annotation, cellular component: fungal-type vacuole membrane. The record is from RefSeq and is a predicted model, not a curated record. The transcript has a single exon. The annotation marks the transcript as partial. Gene Ontology annotation, molecular function: transmembrane transporter activity.
CAGCAAGCACCAGCUGUAGACACUUCAAUUGAGGCCUGGACGUUCAUUCUUGCUGCUUCUGUGCUUGAGUUCCUUGCAUUUGGCUAUUCCUUUGCUUUUGGAGUUUUACAAGACUACUAUGCUUCUCCAUCAGAACAAGAUGCCAAGCUGCCUCUGUUUCAGAAUGCCAACCCACUAGCCAUUUCAGCUGUUGGAACAAUAGGGUCUGGCCUUCAGUAUUGUCUAGGCAUCGUUUUCGAGCCCGUGUACAAGGCGUAUCCCACGACUAUCAAAAUCAGUAUGUGGACGGCAUUAGUAGCCACCGCAGCUGCGUUUGUUCUUUCCAGCUUUGCUACUCGCAUCUGGCAUCUUAUUUUAUUGCAAGGCUUCCUGUUUGGCAUCGCUUCGUCGGCUCUAUACUUUCCCGUUAUUGUUCAUCUGACGGAUUGGUUUGCUCAGCGUCGAGCCCUUGCAUCAGGCAUCAUCUUUGGUGGCAGUUCUGCUGGUGGCAUUCUCUUUCCCUUCCUCUUCCGAGUCAUGCUCGAGCGUCUAGGCUUCAAAACAGCCAUGCGUGUCUAUGCAUGCGGCUUUUUCGUGAUUGGAGGUCUCACCAUUCCAUUCAUUCGGCCACGUAUCAAGCACUCCGAGCAUAAUCCUGGCUUUCGCAUGCCAGACUUUUCGUUUUGCAAGAGCUGGACAUUUGUCUUGUUUGCCAUCAGUGUGGUGGGCCAUCGGCUGGCGUACGGCCCUGUCAGCAUUCUGAUUUCUUCUUAUACCCGGACCUUCACCACAACCCAAGGAGCCUUACCAUCGACACUUGCGCUUGUCUUGCUCAAUGCUGCUGCUAUGGUCAGCCUGGUUGGAUUUGGCUGGGCGUCGGACCACUUUCCCUUCUGGCACGUCAUGCCCAUUGCUGGUAUAGGUGGUUGCUUGAGUGUCGCCCUCGUUCUUGGCUUUGCACAAGACUUCAAGGCAAUCUAUGGCUUUGUCAUUUGCUUUGGCUUGACUACGGGCGGAUAUGCAGCUAUUUGGACAGCCGCAGCCAAGUACAUGGCUGGCAACAAGCACCCUGCAGGCUUCAUCUUUCUCUCCUUGUCCUUUGUUGCUGGGCUUGCGACCAUUGUGGGCCCUAUUGUGGUGGGAAAGCUG